This is a messenger RNA of Callorhinchus milii (elephant shark), 3887 nucleotides long. It is a transcript of the gene lgr4, whose product is annotated as leucine-rich repeat containing G protein-coupled receptor 4. The transcript is spliced from 17 exons. Gene Ontology annotation, biological process: G protein-coupled receptor signaling pathway. NCBI's taxonomy places the organism in Eukaryota, Metazoa, Chordata, Chondrichthyes, Chimaeriformes, Callorhinchidae. The record is from RefSeq and is a predicted model, not a curated record. Gene Ontology annotation, cellular component: membrane. The coding region runs from base 1 to 2865 and encodes 954 amino acids. Gene Ontology annotation, molecular function: protein binding; G protein-coupled receptor activity; protein-hormone receptor activity.
AUGAGCCGCUGUGGCGGUGUGCGGGGGUGGGGGCGGGGGUUGGGGUUGGGGUGGGGGCAGGUCCUGGUCCUGGUGCUGGUGCUCGGGCUCGGGCUGGCGCUGGUGCUGCCUGUGAGCGCUGGUCGGGGGGAUCAUGUCCCGGCGCCCUGUCCGAGCCUCUGCCGCUGUCAGGGCGAUGCCGCAGCCGCGCUCAGGGUGGACUGCUCCGGACGGGGAUUAACCAUCGUACCGCAAGGCCUCGGAGUCUUCACGUUCUUCCUGGAUACAAGCAUGAAUAACAUCACAGAGCUACAACCCAAUGCCUUCCAAAAACUUCUGUAUCUUGAAGAACUGCGAUUGGCUGGUAAUGAUCUGUCUUACAUUCAUCCCGAGGCUUUCUCUGGGCUCUACCAACUGAAAGUUUUAAUGCUUCAGAACAACCAAUUGAAAACUGUCCCAAGUGAAGCUCUGAAGGGACUCUCUACCCUACAGUCGCUGCGAUUGGAUGCAAAUCACAUCACCUCAGUGCCUGAAGACAGCUUUGAGGGUCUGGUCCAAUUGCGGCACCUUUGGCUUGAUGAUAACAGCCUAACCGAAGUUCCUGUUUACCCACUUAGCAAAUUACCUUCGCUGCAAGCCCUCACCCUAGCUUUGAACAAAAUUACGCACAUACCCAACUUUGCCUUUGCAAAUCUCUCCAGUCUAGUUGUUCUGCAUCUUCACAAUAAUAAAAUUGAUACGAUAGACAUCCAUUGCUUUGAUGGGCUUGCCAACCUGGAGACAUUGGAUCUGAACUACAAUAAUUUGAUGGAAUUUCCUGAAGCCAUCAAGUUCCUUCCGAAUCUGAAAGAGCUAGGAUUUCAUAGUAACAGCAUUGCUGUAAUUCCAGAUAAAGCCUUCAGUGGGAAUCCAUUACUUCGGACCGUACACUUGUAUGAUAACCCAAUCUCUUCUGUGGGGAUUUCUGCUUUCCAAAAUCUGUCUGAACUACAAUCUCUCACCUUGACCGGAACCAGAAUAAACAGAAUCCCACCGGACCUGUGCCAGCAACUGAAGAUGCUACGAUUUCUGGACUUGUCGUACAAUCAGAUAAAGGAGCUACCGAGUUUUGAAGGCUGUGCAGCAUUGGAAGAAAUUUCCUUGAAGCACAAUGAAAUCAAAGAGAUCAAGUCCGAUACGUUCCAGGGCCUGGCUUCUCUCCACUUACUUGACUUAAGUAAAAACCAGAUCUCAACAAUACACAAGAAUGCAUUCAUCUCUUUGUCUGAGCUGACCAACUUAGAUAUAAGUUCCAAUCAACUGACUUAUUUCCCAACAUCCGGGCUGGAAGGACUCAAUCAACUUAAACUUACUGGGAACCCUGAGAUGAAGGAGCUACUGGUAGCAGAGGACCUGCGAAAGCUCAGAACUUUGAUGGUUCCUUACGCGUACCAGUGCUGUGCAUUUAGUGCCUGUGAUUCAUGCCUGCCCUCAAACUCCGAAGGUAUCAAAAAACAGGAAAACAAGAAUCCUUCAUCAGAGAAGAACACCGACCAAAGUGGCGUUGGUGAGAUUAAAAGCGAAGAAGAUGAAAGGAUUCAGUCCCCAGUGCACUGCACUCCAUCUCCAGGUGCAUUCAAGCCAUGCCGACAUUUGCUGGGAAGUUGGAUGAUACGUCUCACUGUAUGGUUCAUUUUUCUGGUGGCCUUAAUUUUCAACGUACUUGUUGUUAUAACAACGUUUGCAUCACGUGCACCACUGUCUUCUGCAAAGCUGUUUGUGGGCCUGAUUUCGACAUCAAACCUCUUAAUGGGAGUCUAUACCGGUAGCUUGACGAUUCUAGAUGCAAUGUCUUGGGGGAAAUUUGCUCAGUUUGGUGCAUGGUGGGAGAUGGGAAGUGGCUGCAAAAUGGCUGGAUUCCUCGCUAUGUUCUCUUCCGAAGCGUCCAUUUUCCUCCUUAUUUUAGCGGCAUUUGAACGGAGCAUUACCACGCGUGACCUAAUUAAAAAAGGGAAAAGUCAUCGCCAGGUGCAUUUUCGAAUAGUUGCUUCCUUUGCUGUCGUGGUUGCUGCAGUGAUAGCUUGCCUGCCAUGGUUUCACAUUGGAGAAUUUUCAGCAUCUCCUCUUUGUUUGCCUUUCCCCACUGGAGAGUCUCCUUCCUUGGGCUAUACAGUAACUCUGGUGUUGCUCAACUCGAUAGCCUUCCUGCUCAUGGCAGUUGUGUACACAAAGCUCUACUGCAACUUGGAGAAAGAGGAUCUUGCAGAAAGCUCCCAGUCCAGUAUGAUUAAGCACGUUGCCUGGUUAAUUUUCACCAACUGCAUUUUCUUCUGUCCUGUUGCUUUUUUCUCGUUCGCACCACUUAUCAGUGCAAUCUCCAUCAGCCCUGAGAUAAUGAAGUCUGUCACUCUAAUCUUCUUCCCGCUACCCGCUUGUCUGAAUCCCGUCCUGUACGUUUUCUUCAACCCCCGGUUCAAAGAAGACUGGAGUAUGCUGAAAUGGCGCCCAAAGCAAAAAGACAAAUCACUAGCGGUUUCAGUGAAUACACAAGGUGACUGUGUGCCCCAGGAUUUCUACUAUGACUGUGGGAUGUACACCCACUUGCAGGGCAACCUCACCGUAUGUGACUGUUGUGAAUCACUGUUAUUGACAAAACCCUCAACAUGUAAACACUUGGUGAAGUCACACAGCUGCCCAGCCCUGGCUGUGGUUCCUUGCCAGAGACCCAGUGGCUACUGGUCAGACUGUGGAACUCAAUCUGCUCAUUCAGAGUAUGCUGAUGAGGGAGACUCCUUUGUUUCGGACAGUUCCGACCAAGUCCAGGCCUGUGGGAGGGCCUGCUUCUAUCAGAGUCGGGGAUUUCCUUUGGUUCACUAUGCGUAUAAUAUUCCACGGAGCAAAGACUAACUGCAGAAGACAAUACCAGAAAGGUACGCGUUUGAACACUUAACACAAUUGACUCUUCCUUUUGUGGACUUUUAUUUCUGGGAAGCACUUUUUCUUCAAUCUGACAGUCGUCAAAGAAAAGGGAAAAAUGUUCAGUAAGUUUAUUGAGCCACGUAUUCUUGCAAAACGGAGAAUUGCCCAAGCAGAUUGUGCGUGCACGUGUGUAGGUGUGAUUGUGCUGUGCGUGUGUGUGUGUGUAUGUGCGUGUGUGUGCGUGAGUAUGUUUGUAUAUGUGUGUGAUAUGGUACAUGACUACAGACUCUGUUUACAACAGUGUCUGUAAACUUGCGGAUGAGUAAAAAUUUAUUUUUAAAAAUAGUUAGUAUUUUUAUGGUGCAUUCUUUCUGUCUUAGUCAUUACAAAAAUGGUCUUUUUCAUAGCUGUUUGCUCAGUUACAGUUAAAUUGCCAUUUAAUGGAAAAUUCACUGCCAGAUUGUAUUACUGUUUCUUCACAGCACAUUCCCUGCUGAGUAACGUAACACUUGCCUGCGCUGCAGAAUAAACAGAAACUCUAUACGGUGAGCAUAAACAAAUGUGAAUACCGUUUUGUGAGUUAAUUACUGGUAGUUUCUCAGGAGGUUAGGAGAUGCCAAAAAAAAAAUUACUUCCAAAACUGAACUUUCAGGAAUGGAUUGUAGAUACUGUGCAUAAGACACAUUUUCAAAUUCAUAUUGUAAAUUAUUGGAUUAAAUAUAUAAAGGGGGUUAUGCUUUUUAAACUCAGUUUAAAUAAUGGUAACUACCUCUUAAAUAAAGUUGGCCAUUUUUAAAUUGUGGUCUUUCAUGUUUUUAAACCGUUCUUAUUCUGUAAAUAGGUUUGGAUGUACAUUAUCACCAUGUUAUAAAAGAUAAAAUGGAAUCUUUGUAAAUCAAUAUUAAAAUGUAACAAAUUUUUGUAGGUUUUUUUGCAAUGUGGAAGGGAUUAAUGUAAUUUUUUGAAGCCCAAAUAUUCACCAGUAAAUAUUAAAAAAUGUUUUCAAUUUC